Messenger RNA from Podospora pseudopauciseta, 2675 nucleotides. RefSeq lists its product as uncharacterized. The coding region runs from base 219 to 2675 and encodes 818 amino acids. NCBI's taxonomy places the organism in Eukaryota, Fungi, Ascomycota, Sordariomycetes, Sordariales, Podosporaceae. The record is from RefSeq and is a predicted model, not a curated record. The transcript is spliced from 6 exons.
CAAACCAUCGCUGGAAAGGCUUUCUUCGUCGCGCAAAAUGAAGAGUGUCUGUCCGAUUGGAAUUAACAGGCCAAGUUGCCGAAAUAUAAGACGGCCGACCACUUCUCGAUGACAGACUUAGGGUAUGUAAUCCCAAUGUUUCUCUUCUCCGGACAACCCCACCCCACGCGGGCUGUGACGAAUCUCCAGACACGGAAUAAGACGAUCCCGUUCCACCGAUGAACCAAUGUUACGGGCAGCUUCCCAUGCGUGAUUUUUUGGGAUCCAGCGAUGCACCACAGAUCCCCUUCGAGGAUGACCUGUUCCCUUACCUCCCACCUGAUGUUCAAGAUGAAGGGAUAGCUUUCGAUUCAAAUCAUGCCUGUUACGAAUAUGAUUUCCCCCCUAUUUACGCCACAAGCAACGCCACAAAUGUGCCAAUUAGCGGAUUGGCAUUUCCUAUCAACAUCGCUUCACCGCCCUCACCGCUUUCCGAACAUCCGGUUCCGAACCAGGGCUGGGAAGACUCACUCCGUUCCCACAACUUUCUAAUACCUGCAGUAAAUUAUUCGGGUGCCGUCUCCAAUCCAUUUGCGAUUUCCUUGAGCAUGAAUGACGCAAACACUUACAUGUCGGUCCCCGGACAGCGGAGUGGAUCCGAGCCACGGUAUCUGGUCCCAAAUGAGACUCAUACCCAUGACAACUUCAUCCCUUGUAUGGGCCUCCAAUUGGAUAUCCCAGAUAGUGGAACGGUCUUCCUUCCCGAAGAAGACCCCGAUCGGUAUGACCUCGAGGAAGUUUUCAGCAUGUUCUACCAAGGGAACAGAAACCUUCAGAGAAUGUCGCCGCAGCUCAUUGAAGCGACCCUGGGCAUCCCACCAGACUCUAAUGAUUCCCAACACCUGAUAUGUUCCCAGAACAAUGAGCGUCAGUCGGACCAGGACUCAGCCACUCUCGACGCCCUUUCUGCGCAGCCGCAGAUACCAUCAAGCCCUUCUACACUAGCACAGUCCCCAGAUGCUUUAUCGGAAUCUGCUACAAGCCUCUCGGCACCUCGGAGAGACCGUGGCAUCCCUUUCACUUCUAGACCCAGACUUUUGGUGGCUCCUCCAGGCUUCAGUCAUUCGCAUAUCCUGGUCAUUACCAGCAACCCUGGGUCAUUGCCGGCAUCGCUGUGGGAUGGAGCGCGGCUUGCCGAACUGGAGAAGGACAUAAGGUUGAAGGCCUUGGAUAUCGAAUCCCAAAUACCAAAAAGUCAAGAUAGCAGUUCACGCGAUUUCAGUCAGAAACGACAGCGAGUCGAUAAUCAACCCCAGUCCAAUAGCACGCAAAAAGUCUCGGAAGCCAGCGGCGUACCGACAAUAAGCUCCUAUCCUGCUCUGUUUCCAUGUGCUGCUUCUGUUCCAACUUCAGAUCCUCUCCCAAGUGCCAUGCCUCACAGUCGUGUUCCUAAGCGCAAGGCGAAUGCCGAACGACAAGCCACUAGUCAAGUCAAGAAGGAGAGCACUUGCUUACUAUGCCGAGUAAUGAGGGAAAAGUGUAGCGAUGGCACACCAUGCCUACGAUGCGUCAGAGUAUUACAGCAUGAGAGAUCGAUACUACGUGUGCCAUGUCAGCCAGCAACACUAGACGAUAUUGAGCUUUAUAGGCGGCGCACUCAAAUCGGUCUUUUCGUUUAUUAUUACGAGCAGAGCAGCGAAUCGGAUCUGCCACGGCGCAGCGCGAGUAUCGUCGAUACCAAUCCACUGGAAUCACAAUUAAGUCAAAACUGCCCACUGACGGUCGCUGAUACGUUUGCGGUUCAUGAGUUUGGUACGUUCCAGCGAUUCGCCCCAAAUCUUUUGAACGAUGCCAAUCGGGAAAGGGAGCUCGCCACCCAACAUGCACCAACUUCAGAGGACUUGAGCAAGAGUGCUGUUCUCGCUCGAUACUUGGAGUUGCACUUGGCAUCCAUCAUCGAGACGCUGGGCACAAACAACAGCUUCAUUGCUGCUACUCUGAAGGUAGCUGAGAGGUAUAGCAGGCCAACAGGGUCGAAGAAACGUACAAUGUUACGGCAUGCUUUGUACAUCUUUGCCGCAAGAUUCCUACGCCGGACCUACUGGGUACAGGUUGAUACAGUGACUGAGAACUACAGAGUAGCAUGGAUGGACGCGCCGUGGCGAGCGUUGCCUGUUUCAACACCAAGGUCACUUGCUGAAGCAGAGACUCUCAACGACAUACUGAAGGAUCACUUGCGCUUCCUGGAGAAGUCCGUCAUCCAUGCCUUCACCAAGAAGAUUUAUGCUAGGAAAAAGGAGGACUGGUUUGAGAUCUUUCUAGUGACCUUCAUCUUCCAAGUCAUCCUCAGCGAGAAUCUCGAGAUGAGCUUUUACAGUCGUUUCCCAGGGCUCGAGAAGCCCAUCGAGUGCCCCUGGUCAACGUUUGGAGGGCUUCGAAGCUAUUCCUCCAAGAGAAUUGCUUCUUACUUUUCCGCAAUCAACGGUCGUGAUCCAUUCUUGAAGCCCGGUGCUAGAGCAUGGGAAGGCUUCGGGGACACCGAGCGCACGUACUUGGAUCAGUGCGGGAUUCUGUUGAAAGAGGGCUAUACAAAACGGGAUGAUCUGGGAUUCCGCAGGUCGGCUUCAAUGGGGGAUGCUGAUUCUCCGGGGAGUUGGUGGAAAUGGGCCGUGGAAACGAUUCUUGGGAACGGCUAG